Populus nigra (black poplar) is the source of this 438-nucleotide messenger RNA. RefSeq lists its product as uncharacterized. The coding region runs from base 1 to 438 and encodes 145 amino acids. The transcript has 3 exons. The record is from RefSeq and is a predicted model, not a curated record. Lineage: Eukaryota; Viridiplantae; Streptophyta; Magnoliopsida; Malpighiales; Salicaceae.
AUGGCAAGCCUAGCCCUAACCACAUCCCUUCCCAGGUAUGGUCAACUCGGUGCUAUGAUAGUUAGGAGCCAAAGGAGCUCUGGAGUUUUCAUCCCUUUAACAAGACGUUUUCAGGCAAGUUCUCGUAAGGAGGCUUCAUCAGGUGGCUUUGAGAUGGCUCGUAAGGCCACAAAAGAAGGAGCCAGUGAAGCAAAGGCUGCUGGUGAAUCUGUGGUCGAAGAUGCGACCCAGAAAACAAAAGAGGUGGCUGGAAAGGCAUCGGAGGCCUCAAACGAUCUAGCAGACAAGGCAAAACAAACUGCUCAAGAUGCUUGGGGAGCCGUAAAAGAUACCACAGCAAAGAUCAAGGACACAGUAGUUGGCAAAGCUGAGGAAUCAAAGGAAUUCAUCAAAGAAAAUGCAGAGACAGUCAAGAGCAGCAUGAACACCAAAAACUGA